AUGUGGGUGCUGGCUUUGGGUGGGAUUUUCCUGGCAGUUGCCAAGGCCUGUAUCUUUUGUCGCCUGCCAACCCAUGACUUGCGAGGCCGCCUGGCUCGGCUAACCAGCCCAUUGGAUGCCCAGUGGAAGGAUUGGGUUCCCCCAGAUUUCUCAGCCUUUGCUUUAGAUGAGAUAACUAUGAACAAAAUCACAGAGAAGACUCACAGAGUCCUGAGAGUCAUAGAAAUCAAAGCAUCCAUCUCCUCACUUCCUCCCUAUUGGCAAUGGCUUCGAAAGACCAAGAUCCCCCAGUACACCAGGGAAGCUCUCUGCGCCCCUGCCUGCCCGCACUUCUUGCUGUCUCCGGCAGGCGGCAGCACCAUCGUGUACAACUGCUCCACCUGCGAGAGCUUCCAGGCGUCCUGCUGGCCCCGAAAGCGCUGCCUGCCAGGAAGUCAUGAUCUGUGGGAAGCCAGGAUUGUGCUCUCCUCGAUCUUCGGAGCUGCCCUGCUUCUGGGUGGGCUGAGCCUUCUGGUGGAGGCCUACUACCUCCAAGCCAAAGCUGACUUGUGA
Messenger RNA from Perognathus longimembris pacificus (Pacific pocket mouse), 552 nucleotides. It is a transcript of the gene Tmem95, whose product is annotated as transmembrane protein 95. The coding region runs from base 1 to 552 and encodes 183 amino acids. The record is from RefSeq and is a predicted model, not a curated record. Lineage: Eukaryota; Metazoa; Chordata; Mammalia; Rodentia; Heteromyidae. Gene Ontology annotation, biological process: fusion of sperm to egg plasma membrane involved in single fertilization. Gene Ontology annotation, cellular component: acrosomal membrane; sperm plasma membrane. The transcript has 7 exons.